CUCCUUCUUUUCUUCUCUUCCGCCUCGUCUCUCCUUCUCCUCCUCCCUAAUACUCUCAGUUCUGGUUUGCCCAUCUUUGCGUGAACAUCACACGGUUUUCUCUCUGAUGUUUCAGGAUGAACAAAACAAGCAAGGCCAUCCAUGAAGCAUCUCGACCUGAUUGGUUGCUCUACACAGUUCCAGCUUCAGCCUUUCUGAUUGGAAUUGUUGUGUUCACAUACAUCUGCAAAACACAGCGUCCCAGGAACAGCAGAUUGCCCACAAAGCAGAGGACAAACACAACUGGACAUUUUGCCACACACACUGACAAUGGGUACAUUAAGAGCGGUGCUCAGAGGUGUAUGGAGAGCUCUGAAAACAACAAGAAGGAUGAGACGCAGUCAUAUGAGAAUGUAGAAGCAGCUAUCUACAGCAAUCAAGACAAAGUCACAUACUAUGUUUCUGCAGAUGAAGAUUAUCUUACCCCAGAUGCAAUUGGGGAAGAGGAAGCUGUGGGGCCACAGAAACAUCACAACACCCUACAAAUGCCUAGCAAUCUGACAACUACGGAUGGAGAGUCGUAUGAGAAUAUGGUGGAGUGUUUAUAUGCUCAGCCUCGCAAACAGACACAGAAGCUCCGACACUCCACUGUAAACGACGAUUACAUAAAUCCUGAUGAAGAUGGAAAACAAGACACUGACUACAUAAAUCCUGAUGAAGAUGGAAAACAAGACACUGACUACAUAAAUAGUAAACAGCAGCCCAUGGCACCAUGGAGGAUGAUUCAUAUGAGAAGAUGAAUGGAAUCCCAGUCUCGCUGCAGAUAAAGAAGAGAUGGAAGAAGGCCGUGUGAAUGAAAGAGAUGCAGAGAAAUGGACAACUGCAAUCAAAAUGCAAUUAACUGAGAGAUUCUUUUUUAAAUGUAAACCUUUAGGGGCAGCUACUGGAUGACAACUAAUUAUAUAUAUCUUUUAAAUAUAAAUAGCCUAUAUCAAUUAUACAUUACAUAAAAAAACAACAACCUUGAGAUUGAAAUCAAAAUGGACUACUUGCUUCAAAAACUUUUAGGGCACAAUUAAACACAGCAAAGAAACAAUGACACACAAGCCAUGUUUCACUUUCCAAUCAAAUCCUGAAUUGCACUCAAAAUGUUGCAUGGCAUAAUAUUAAAAGGUGACGAUUUUUUUUUUUUUUUGUUAAUCUUUUUAGAAUUGUUUUUUUAUAUAUUUGUAUUACGUUGUUGUUGUUGUUGUUUUUUUUUUUUUUUACAGUUUUUACCUGUUUCUUUGUUUUGGCCCCUUUAAAGUCACACUAUGCACAUUUUCGCCGCUAGAGGGCGUAUAUUCAAAAUAAACAAAGACAACUACCCAGUAGCCGAGUGUGGAAUCAUGGGAGUUGUAGUCUUCAUCCUCACAGCCGAUUCAAUCCAACCGUACUUGUGGUACUCGACCAGAAAUCAUGUUCAUGAUUUAUUAUCGUAGUAGAAUGAAGCAGGGUGAGACUGGAAGCGGUCGAUGUGAAACGAAGCCACAGCACAAGCACACGACAAAAAUACCUACAAGUUGCUUUUAAGAUGUUCUGUUCAAGCUUUUAUUUGAUGCGAUCUGGGUGGAGAAAUUCACAUUGUGUUUAGAAAUAAACUGGUAAAUAUCACAAAAAUGUCCUGGUCCUAUAUUACUUUAAAAUUUUAAUUUAAAUGUAUUACUUCUACAUAAUUAAUGCAAUUAUUUGAAUAGUAACGUUACAUAUUUAUAUGAAAUGAAUGUUACUUAACAUUUAAAUAAUAAUUUUCAUAUAUGACUAAUUGUUUUUUUAUGCAUUUUUGUUUAAUCUCGUUUCAUAAAGUCUCUUUGUGAAAUUCAUUAUCUGGGUUGCAAUUUUCAAGAACUUCCUGAACAUUGUUUUAUUGCUGUAAUAAUAUUCAAGUAAAUGUGACAAUAUAGACUCCAUGAAUGA
Messenger RNA from Carassius gibelio (silver crucian carp), 1935 nucleotides. RefSeq lists its product as uncharacterized. Lineage: Eukaryota; Metazoa; Chordata; Actinopteri; Cypriniformes; Cyprinidae. The record is from RefSeq and is a predicted model, not a curated record. Bases 117 to 779 code for a protein of 220 amino acids. The transcript has 11 exons.